AUCCAGAGAAGACGAACAAUCUAUCCGAAGUAUUAACAAAUUUGUGUGAAUUGUCGGCAGAGAAAUUGGUCAACGAUGCAGAGGUAUGUCACGGCUUUCCUAUCGACAGCGAACCGGAAAAUUCGGUAAAUUUUGUACCUGAGAACUCGGUAUGCUCGGUAUACUCAGUGAAUGAAUCAACACAAGUAAGUGACAGUGAAACGAACGUCCUAGACAGUAAUGAUCUUCUCCCAGUAAACAUUUUAAAGUCAGUGAACAUCAGAUUUAGUCAAACUGAGUCAAAAAUUAAGCAUCUCGAGGAUAAUCUGCAUAGUAGCCUAAAUGGCAUAAUUAAUGAUAUCAGUAUGUUAAAAAAUCGGCUGUCCAUAAACAAUGCCGGUGACAAAUAUAUGGGCCUGGCCGCUUUACAAGCUGAAAAUGAGAAGCUUAAGAAUGAUAAUGAAUCCCUAGUCGAGAGGCUUAACAAUGCACUAUUCAUCAAUUCGGAUCUUAAUACACGCGUCAAAGAUCUUGAGAAGGAAAAAUCGUGUCUGGUGACGGCAAUUAAGCUUGUUCAGUCGAGCGAUAAGAUUUCAGCUUUCAAAGAUUGCAAAAACAACGAAGCGUCAAAUGCUGACGAUACUGAGAUGAAUCAAACGAAUCAAAACUCUGUUGGUCAGCAUUCAAAACCUGAAUCCAUAAUAUUGUCGGGUGACGAAAGCUCCCAGCAUGUACGCUCUUUAAAACGCAAAUACAAGUCUAAAAAAGUCGCAAACAGUUCUAAAUCAAAAAUUCAGUAUGACUCUUCUAAUGAAAAGUCGCAUACAAAUUCAACCAAGCAUCAACGUAAAAACAAGCAGUCUACAUAUGACCAAAACGAUAGCGUUAUAAUUGACGCAGAUCUUGACGCAGAUGUCACAGGUCUUAACUCUAAAUCUGCAAUUAAUCGAGAGAAAAAAGUUACAGUUAUAGCAAGAGACUCUAUUAUAAAGAACAUACAAGGCUGGCGACUGUCAAAUCCCCAAAAUCACGUUGUUGUUAAGAGUUUUGCGGGAGCUAAUUCAACGGACAUGGAAGAUUACCUACGUCCAAUUCUUCGUAAAGAGCCCGAUAAAAUUAUUGUGGACGUGGGGACAAAUGAUAUAAGUCAUCAAUCGGCUCGUAGAGUAGCACAAGGAAUUGCCAAUCUUGGCACUCAGAUUGUCCAAGAGUCGCCUGCAACUAGUUUAGUCAUAUCUAGUAUCCUACCUAGAACUGACAAGCCUGAACUAUCUAAGAAAGUGGUUGAAACCAAUGAACUUAUUAAGGCUUUUUGCAAUGGAAACAACUGGGAAUUUAUGGACCAUGCAGCUAUUGACUCCUCCUGUUUAAACAUGAGAGGGUUACACCUCAAUCGUAAGGGUACCACAACUAUAGCUAGAAAUAUUUCUAGCUAUAUCAGUACUACAUAG
Molecule: messenger RNA, 1430 nt
Organism: Paramuricea clavata
Lineage: Eukaryota; Metazoa; Cnidaria; Anthozoa; Malacalcyonacea; Plexauridae
Source: the annotation of a GenBank genome assembly